This is a messenger RNA of Eimeria mitis, 450 nucleotides long. RefSeq names its product zinc finger, putative. Lineage: Eukaryota; Apicomplexa; Conoidasida; Eucoccidiorida; Eimeriidae. The record is from RefSeq and is a predicted model, not a curated record. The transcript has a single exon. Bases 1 to 450 code for a protein of 149 amino acids.
AUGGGGAGAGGGGGAGGUCACUUCGACCUGCAGGACCCCAACGAUAGGAGAGAGCAUGACUCAGAUGAAGAGACAUUUGAUGAGUUUGGCCGUAAGAAAAGACAUAAAACACCCAGGCAGCCGCAGCAGCAGCAGCAGCAGCAGCAGCAGCAACUGCAGCAGCAACAGCAGCAACAACAACAAAAGGCAGGGGAAGAAGAAACCAUCAAACUUGUGUUCCCGCCAGCACCCAUACGGCUACCAGAGAGUGAUGAAAGCGAAGACUCUGAGGGAGAUGAACAGAGAUCCCGCUCCCCCACACCAGACUGGAAAAGACGAUCCCGAUCCCGGGAUCGACGAUCCCGAUCCCGGGAUCGACGAUCCCGAUCCCGCGAGAGAAGACACUGGCACUCCAGGUCCAGAGAAAGAGACAGCAGGCGAUCACGAUCCCACGAACGGUCGAGGAGAUAA